UGUAUAUCAUGGCAUACUGUGUCGUCUGCUUAUCAUGGUUUGCACGUUCGUCUCCUCUGAAUUCAAGGCUGGUUAUGACAUAACCAUUCUAAUCUGCGAGGCUUAAUUUUCUGCUUUCCUUUUCAGAGAAGGUCAUCCUUGAUUUUAUCACAGAGAAAGAGGAACAUGUAUGUGAAAAUAUACGUGGUGCCAAUUGGAUAUCAGAGAGACAACAAUCGCCGCGGAUUGGUGGCCUCGCACUGGCUGCUGGGACCGACUGGAGUAAUGCCCACUAUGUUAGAUUAGAGGGCACGUUUCAUGUGUUUUUGUAUUCUGCUCGUUAUAUCGACUUUCGUCUCCUUGUUUUCUAUAUUCUUCCGCACCCAAUAUUUGACCGAGCGCGGGCCGCCGUUGAGUCAGAAUAGUAACGCUGGGCGGUGUAUAUUCACAUUUCUAUAUUCCCAGGUAGUCUCUCUCCACCAGAUUCGAUAGCUUCCAUGGGAACAUAGCAGCUAUAUAUCCCUGGUCUACCCAUAUAUCAACACCAGUCAAAAUAAUAUGGUGGGUUUGGGCGAGUUCUUCGCUGCCGCCAAGGGGAAGAGAAAAGCGUCCGGAAGGCGUCACAAACCCGGGGGCAGCGAUCCAAACCAAGCAUGGUCCCUGAUACCCGGUAUUCCAAACCUGGUUGAUCUAACCGCAGGGGUUAAAGAUAUAUGGGAAGGGUAUAACAGCGAGAGGAAUGGGAGAGUAUACCGGGACGAAAUGCGGAAAACCGGAGACGCAGUCAGGCAAGGCAUCCCCAGCAUUCAAACAUGCGCACAAUCUCUGGCCGUCUUCUUCAAGCGCAAAAACGCGUUCGAUCUGUUUUCGGCAUUCCUUGACGGGCUGCGAGUCGUCGCUCAGUUCGUUGAGGUUCUUCAGGGACGGUCUGCUCUUGAGGAGAUCGGCCGUGACAUCCAUCGUGAGCUGCAGGCACAGACGGGGUUGAAAGCUCCCAAAACCUUCGCAAAGCAGGUCUAUAAAGUUAUCAGGCAUCAAACCUCGUUGCUUCACGAAGAUGGUGUCCCGCAUUUCUACUUCCUGUACCACCCAGACACCGACUGGCACGGGUACUUCUUCGACAUCGUUUCUCAAAACCCGCUCCCUCCGAACCUCCUGGGCGUAUCCGAAAACCUGGACGCCCUCUGCCUGUGGAUGAUCUUCCUGAGACAGCAUCUUGACAGAGACGACAACAGAAGAGCGCGGUUCCAUCUCAUCAUCCCCGCCUAUCGACCUAUGCUCAUCAAGGAUCCGCUGAUUUUCCCAGACAAGCUAUUCCCGCUUACUGUCCAGGGCCUAAAGCACGACUCCAAGGAGUACGUCUGGUUUAACCUACCGACCCUAAACGACACCCACGCCUACUCUCUUGACCUGAAAGAUGUCGGGAACAUAUAUCAGCCGCCGAGUAACGGUCAAGACGCUGCGGCAGCGACCACAUUUGCCGCCUCCACCGCAGGGUGGAUCGGGAUAACCCUCUGGGCAACCUCCCUGGCAGCCCCGAUCCUCGCCCCCUUUGUCCUUAUGGGUUCAGGGGUGAGUGGCAUGGUCGGCGCCGUGCAGGCUACCAAGCAUGUCCAUGAAUCCUUUAAACAGAAACUACCCCGAGUGCUGGGACAGCAGCGCAUAGAUGACGAUAACGCGGAGUGUGGUGAUGGCAAUGGCAACAACAACAACAAUAACAAUAACGGGAGCAGCGCUGACAGCACGAACCAGCCUGUAAGUGCGGGGGAGUUCACGGUUCAGCCGGGGACUCAUAUAGUAUCCCACAGGCGCCACUACGAGCAUGAGAACCGCCGACGGCGCCGUAGACGACACCGGUAGUAAACUCGACUCGUGAGUCGCUUGCGGAUGGGGUUGCUCCUAUGUCAUUUCUUUUCUAUACGACAUCUAUAUUUUUUUUUAUUUUCGCGACCUUUAUUUACAGGGAGGAUAGGUGCCAAAUGAGCACCUCCCUUUUUAUUACUAUUUUGUUAUUUUUAUUUUAUAAAGGCUAACUAAUUAUUCUCCUUACUCUAAUAACUAUGACCUAGAAGCUAGAAACUACCUGAUUAUCAAGAUCUCCAGCUGGAGUAGGUCGUAUAAACAGCCGACAUCCGUACCACUUCUUAUUAUUUCUAACUCUGGUCAUACAUAAUUACAACUUGAGAUUGUUCUCAAUUUCGUUAUCCGCAAUCCCCCAUGGAAACUUGCUGUACUAUGAUGUAAAGCGAACGAAGAAGCAAUAGAUAUCUCUAAUACUAAUUCAUCUCUAGAAUAGCAUAUAAAAUUUACACUGCCC
Blastomyces dermatitidis ER-3 is the source of this 2296-nucleotide messenger RNA. RefSeq lists its product as uncharacterized. NCBI's taxonomy places the organism in Eukaryota, Fungi, Ascomycota, Eurotiomycetes, Onygenales, Ajellomycetaceae. The coding region runs from base 538 to 1839 and encodes 433 amino acids. The transcript is spliced from 2 exons. The record is from RefSeq and is a predicted model, not a curated record.